Eucalyptus grandis is the source of this 1028-nucleotide messenger RNA. Its product is annotated as MDIS1-interacting receptor like kinase 2. The coding region runs from base 7 to 582 and encodes 191 amino acids. The transcript has 2 exons. Gene Ontology annotation, biological process: protein phosphorylation. Gene Ontology annotation, molecular function: protein kinase activity; ATP binding. Lineage: Eukaryota; Viridiplantae; Streptophyta; Magnoliopsida; Myrtales; Myrtaceae. The record is from RefSeq and is a predicted model, not a curated record.
GAAUACAUGGAAAGGGUGAGUCUAUUUUGUGCUUUGAGAGAUGACGUUGAAGCGGUGGAGCUAAACUGGCCUAAAAGACUCAAUAUUGUUUGGGAUAUGGCACAUGCCUUAUCUUACCUACACCACAAUUGCACUAAGUCAAUUGUUCAUCGAGACAUAUCUAGCAACAACAUUUUGCUUGACAACAAAUUCCAAGCUUUCCUAUCAGAUUUUGGCAUGGCAAGACUCCUAGAACCUAAUUUCUCAUCUAAUCUGACUUCAAAUAUUGUAGGCACUCCUGGAUAUAUAGCACCAAAGCUUGCUUACGCUUUGGUUGUUAAUGAGAAAUGCGAUGUAUAUAGCUUUGGAGUGGUAGCAAUAGAAACGAUAAUGGGGAAGCAUCCAGGUGAUAUCAUCUUAAUGUUGCCGACACUUUUCCAAGAUGAUAUUAUGCUAAAUCAAAUAUUAGAUCCACGCUUGCCAAUUCCAAGACAGAAUUCUGUCACAAGAAGUAUUGUUCUGAUAGUUUCUCUGGCGCUUGCUUGCUUAAGUGGGGAUCCAAAGUCAAGACCCACAAUGAAACAAGUUUCGAAGCUUUUCUAGCUCAAAACUUGCAUUGCCCACGCUGUUCCCUUCAAUCUCUCUUGCGCAGCUCCAAGAAAAUAAUCAAAGAGUAUGGUGGGAAGGUGGAUCAAGAGAAACUUCGUCAAGCCUACAACAAAAGCAAGGACCAUGAAGUGUUUCCCCCGAUUCUAACAAUAGAUUCCAAAGAGCGAUGAGUAGAUUGAUAAAAUGAUGCUGCAAAUUGGUGACCGUGAUUGAGGAUAUGAAGUAUACGGCUUGUGCAAUUUAUGUCAUGUCAAUCUUUUUUUUUUCCCCACAAACUAGUAUGUGGGAAGGAAGGAUGAAGAGAAAUCAGGUUUCCUCCGAACGGCUAAAAGAAAGUUAAAGUGGAAGGAGAUUAUUCCGUUCGAAAUGAGUCAAUUCUUGGUUGUCCACUGAUAUUUUUUUUUUUUGCGUAUUUUUCCCCGUUUCGAACUCUGGGGUUA